Zingiber officinale is the source of this 888-nucleotide messenger RNA. RefSeq lists its product as uncharacterized. Gene Ontology annotation, molecular function: zinc ion binding; nucleic acid binding. Lineage: Eukaryota; Viridiplantae; Streptophyta; Magnoliopsida; Zingiberales; Zingiberaceae. The coding region runs from base 1 to 888 and encodes 295 amino acids. The transcript has a single exon. The record is from RefSeq and is a predicted model, not a curated record.
AUGCAGAAGAUAAUCUUUGGGGAACAACGCAUCACAUGGGUGAUGUUCCGGGAUGCUUUUGAGCGCCAGUAUUUUCCAGCCACAUUCUGUUUAGCUCGACGACAGGAAUUUCUGAAUCUCAAGCAGGGCGAUCGAUCGGUGAUGGAGUACAACGCUGAAUUCUGUAGAUUGGCUGAGUUUUGCCCUCAUUUGGUGGUACAGGAUUAUGACCGGAUGCAGCAGUUCACCCAGGGUCUUGCUGCAUACAUUCGGAUCCGAAUGUCAGGUUUUCCAGGUAGUUCCUAUCGGGAGGUGUUGGAUCGAGCAUUGUUUAUUGAGAUGACUCAGCAUCAAGUGAAUCAGGAGAAAAGUAAGGACAAGCAGCUAUCGCAGAAGAGAGGGAAUAAGGGUCAAGACUUGCAAGUUACUUCCGAAAGAUCUUCUCGGCCACAGGAAUCAGGGCGCACCACGGAUGGGUCUACUAGUUCCCCUAAGAGAAAUCGGAAGAAUGAUAAUAGUGAAACCAGGUGUUACCAGUGCGGCUCGAAAAGUCACCUCAAACCCGAUUGUCCGUUGGAUCACUCUAUAUGUUUCUAUUGUAAGCUUCCGGGCCAUGAGAGUUGGGAAUGUACCCUGAAGGCUCGGUUGGAGACUACUAAGGUUACCUUUCAAGGAGAUCGACCCACUCAGCCAUGGCAGCAGAGAGGAUCUCAAACGAAUCAGAGUACUCCUCGUCAGCAGAGACCCCAGCCUUCUCAGGGACAGAUAUAUCAUGUGCAGGGUCAGGAACCAGCGACUACACAGUAUUCUGCCGCAGUGUAUUCUCAUCAGGCAUUUCCAGCACAGCAGGAUUUUCAUCCACAUCAGCCUUACUCAGCAUAUCGGCAGCAGUCUCAGCCUCAGUAUUAG